UUUCCAGCUACUUCUUUUAACUAUAUUUGUCAAUUUCUGAAAAUUCUUUGGCUUUUUAGCAGUUAAAUGUGGUGAUUAGCAGUAAAGUUUGGAUUUUUAUUUUGAUUUCUGAACUAAAUAAGCUUUUGAAUCCAUUUUGCAGCAGUUGGGUCAAAUGGGUAUCGAAGAUUAAUUCAUGUUUAUCUGUGUGUGUGUGUGUGUAUGAAUCUCCAUGGAUGUAAAGGUUAAUGGAGUAUACAGCCGAGAUGCUCUGUACAGGAGACAAAUAAAAACUCCAUCCCAAGUUGCGGUACCAGACAACAAUUAUACUGCUUUACAGCCCACUUGAAAAUAAUACUAAACUAGAAUAAUACCUCUGUCCCUCUUUCUCUCCGUCCCUCUCUUUCUCUUGUUCAUCGUCAUCACCAUCUUGAUAUGCAACAUGCUUCCUCUGCUUCAAAUUCUUCUUUUUCUGUGAGGGGAUUGUUGGAAUUUUGUAUUUUUGAACUUGAAAAUUGAAGAGAAGAAAAGGGUAGGUGUUAUAUAUUGAUUUGAUUGUACGUAUUUGGUGGGUUUUGGAUAUAAAUAUUGGUGAUUUAUAGUAAUGGGUUUUGGGUUUGUGAGUUUUAUUUGGGGUGGUUUGGUGGAAGGGAAGUCUUGGAAAUAAUCCCCAACCCUGAGACUGUUGUCGGCGCGAGGUCUCUUUCUGUCGGCAUUGUCUGUAUCCAACGAUGAUUCUCGAAUUUAUUUAUUCAAAAGUACAACCACGAGAUUGAUUGAUUGAUUGAUUUUAUUCCUUCAUUCGUUCAUUAGUUUCAGUUCUUGCAGCUCCUGAAAGCUGUGUAUAUCUCUGCUUCCUUUUGCCUGCCUUUGUCAGAGUUGCAACUCCAAGAAUUGGUGCUGAUCAUAACUGGGUUUAUAUUACUCUUGAUUUUCACUGUGUUUUUUAUCAUUUUUGCUGGGUUUUGAGAUUGAGAUUGAGAGAGACUUCAUUUUUCAAUGCGGCAAUGUGGGUGAAUUUUGAUUUUGCUGAUUCUGGUAUUGGAAGCCUCUCUGAUUUUGUCAUUGGCAAAUGAAUCUGACAUUUCUGGAGAUCUGGCUGCAUUAUUUCUCUAGGAAUACAGGUUCCAUGUAUAAUAUUUCAUAUUCGAGUAAUAGUUUGCCUCAUAGUUGAAGGGUUUCCCAUACCAAAUGUCAAAGACUCUUGCAGCCAUAGUAGGAGGUGCUGCAGGAGUCGUGGCAUUGGUCGGUAUCGUUAUCUUUCUUAUAUGGUUCUGCCUGUCUCAUAGGAUGAGUGUUUCGAGAACUUCCGAGACAGGGUCUUCAGAGCCAUCUCAAGCAGGAGGAAGGCAACUUGGGGUUGAGUUGUCCAUACGAGAAGCAAGGCGUUUUGAGAUGGAAGAAUUAUCUCUUGCCACAAAAAGUUUUAGUGAUAAAAAUUUGAUUGGGAUAGGGAAAUUUGGGGAAGUGUAUAAAGGUUUACUUAAUGAUGGGAUGCUUGUGGCUAUCAAAAAGCGAACUGGAGUACCUAGCCCAGAGUUUGUUGAUGAGGUGCGCUACCUUUCACCGAUUCAGCAUCGGAAUCUUGUAACUCUUUUGGGCUACUGCCAAGAAAAUAAUCUACAGUUUCUCAUAUACGAGUAUGUACCUAGUGGCAGUGUUUCCAGUCAUUUGUACGGUCCUAGUCAAGUUUCAGAUGGGAAACUAGAAUUCAAGCUUAGACUUUCAAUAGCUCUUGGUGCAGCUAAAGGUUUGGCUCAUCUUCACUCUCAGAGCCCUCGUUUGUUACACAAGGAUUUCAAAACGGCCAAUGUUCUUGUAGAUGAAAAUUUUAUUGCUAAGGUUGCGGAUGCAGGACUUCGUAAUUUCCUGGGAAGAGGGGAUGUUGCAGGUCCAUCUUCACAAGUGACAGCAGACGAGAUAUUUCUCGCCCCAGAGGUGAAAGAGUUCAGACGAUUUUCUGACAAAAGUGAUAUAUUCAGUUUUGGUGUAUUCCUUCUGGAGUUACUAAGGGGACGGGAAGCAACAGAAUCACCAUCUCUGGAUUCCAGCCAAAACCUGGUUGAAUGGGUUCAAAGUACUCAGGACUACAGUGUAUUUUCUAGCAUUAUUGAUCAAAGACUGGGAACUAGCUUUACAGCAGAAGGUAUGGAGGAGUUCAUACAACUGAUAGUCCGCUGCAUUGAACCUUCGAGCGAAAGGCGACCUGCGAUGAGUUACGUGGUGAUGGAACUCGAUAGGAUACUUGAGAAAGAGAUGAGCUUAACAACAGUCAUGGGGGAAGGAACCCCAACAGUAACUCUUGGAAGCCAACUAUUUAGAGCAUCAAAAUAAAACAAAUUGGUUUGCCUCCCAACAUAUUUUAUUGAGUGUGAGAUUUGUUAUACAUAUAUUUUUCAUCAUCUGUUUUUUUUUUCUGAAAUAUUAGAGAAGAAAUUCAGCUGUUUGUUAAGUGUAUAAAAAGAACAGCUGUAUUAUUUUUUCAUUUAUUUUUUUGCUGUGUCAUAAAUGUAUGUGAAAUCUUGUUGUAAACUAUUAUUUGUUGUUAAUAUGAAAUUAAAAAGUUGAGAUUUGUGUGA
This is a messenger RNA of Manihot esculenta (cassava), 2558 nucleotides long. RefSeq names its product probable serine/threonine-protein kinase PBL28. Gene Ontology annotation, molecular function: protein kinase activity; ATP binding. Lineage: Eukaryota; Viridiplantae; Streptophyta; Magnoliopsida; Malpighiales; Euphorbiaceae. The record is from RefSeq and is a predicted model, not a curated record. The coding region runs from base 1171 to 2313 and encodes 380 amino acids. The transcript has 8 exons. Gene Ontology annotation, biological process: protein phosphorylation.